CUUUUUCCUGCUGACCCUUGGGCCCUUGCCAAGCAUGACAUCUUUUGAUUCAGAGCUAGGUAGUGAAGUGAUCUAAGGGGAUGUUUGAUUCAUGAAAUGAAGCCCACUCCCCUGGUGUGUGACACCCUCACUCUUAACCCCAUACAGAGGCCAUGAAGCUAAAUAAUCAAGCUAUGAAGGGGCGGUUUGAGGAGCUCUCCGCCUGGACAGAGAAACAGAAGGAAGAACGCCAGUUCUUUGAGAUACAGAGCAAAGAAGCCAAAGAGCGCUUAAUGGCCUUAAGUCAUGAAAAUGAAAAAUUGAAGGAAGAACUUGGAAAACUAAAAGAGAAAGUAGAAAGGUCAUUUGAGAACCCACCUGGUGACUCUAAGGUUCCCAAGACAGAGCCAGAACAGGAAAUGGAACAGCUGAAGACACAGGUGAUUCGCCUUCAAGCUGAAAAAGCAGAUUUGCUGGGCAUUGUAUCUGAAUUACAACUCAAGCUGAACUCAAGUGGCUCCUCUGAAGACUCCUUUGUUGAAAUUAGGAUGGCUGAAGGAGAAGCAGAUGGGGCAUUAAAAGAAAUCAAGACUAGUCCUCGGCCCACAAGAACUGACUCCAUUAACAAGAGCAGAUCUGCAGAAGGAGCCAGGAAUUAUUUGGAAUUUGAGGAAUUAACUGUGAGCCAACUCCUGCAUUGUCUAAGAGAAGGAAACCAGAAGGUAGAAAGACUUGAAAUUGCACUCAAGGAAGCCAGAGAAAGAAUUUCAAAUUUUGAAAAGAAAGCAAAUGACCGUUCUGAGAUUGAGACCCAGACUGAGGAGAGCACAGGAGCAGAGAAAGAAGAGGAGAAAGGCACAGAAACUGUUGGAAGUGAAGUGGAAAUGCUGAAACUUCAAGUGACAACCCUGUUUAAAGAGCUUCAAGAGGCUCAUACUAAACUCAGUGAAGCAGAGCUAAUGAAGAAGAGACUUCAAGAAAAGUGUCAGGCUCUUGACAGGAAAAAUUCUGCAACCCCAUCAGAGUUGAAUGAAAAGCAAGAACUUGUAUAUAAUAACAAAAGGUUAGAGCUACAAGUAGAAAGCAUGCGAUCAGAAAUCAAAAUGGAGCAAACUAAAACCGAGGAAGAAAAGGCCAGAUUAGCUACUCUGCAGUUGACACACAGCAGGCUUCUUCAAGAACACAGUAAUACAUUGAAAACAAUUGAGGAACUAAAAAUGAAAGAGUCAGAAAAGGUGGACAAGGCAGUAGUGGAGGAACUAAAUGAAAAACUGGAACUGGCAGAGAAGGCCCUGGCUUCCAAGCAGCUCCAAAUGGAUGAGAUGAAGCAAACCAUUGCCAAGCAGGAGGAGGACCUUGAAACCAUGACUGUCCUCAGGGCCCAGAUGGAGGUUUACUGUUCUGAUUUUCAUGCUGAAAGAGCAGCAAGAGAGAAGAUUCAUGAAGAAAAGGAGCAACUGGCAUUGCAGCUGGCAAUUUUGCUGAAAGAAAAUAAUGUAUUUGAAGAUGGAGGCAGCAGGCAGUCCCUGAUGGAGAUGCAGAGCCGUCACGGGGCCAGAACAAGUGACCCAGACCAGCAGGCUUACCUUGUUCAAAGAGGAGCUGAGGAUAGAAAUUGGCAGCAACAGCAACAAAGGAAUAUCCCGAUUCAUUCUUGCCCCAAAUGUGGAGAAGUUCUGCCUGAUAUAGAUACAUUGCAGAUUCAUGUUAUGGACUGCAUCAUCUAAGUGUUGAUGUUGUACCUCCCCCAAACUGUCGGUAAAUGUCAGAUUUUUUCAUCCAAGACUUGUACUGUUGUGUUAUUUGUUUUCACUCAAAUAUUUUAUCUCAUUUUAUUUGUUUUAGGAGAAAGAAAAUGUAUAUGUUCUAAGUAUGACAUUUUUUGUGGAUUUCCUUAAGCUCUCAAAAUACAGUCCUAAGCACACCACUCUUCUUAGAAUAGAUUCAGGUUUUUUUAUGUUCGGUUUAUGUGAGCACUGACCGCAGACAUCAUGUGACAGUUAAUGUAAUUAGAUGGAAGAAACUUCACUGGUAAAUUUUAAGAACCUUUAAGGAAGCAGGAAAAAUGAAGUGGUCACAGAUAAGAAUCAAGAAAAAUGUCUUUGAAGUAUCUUUUUAAUAAAUUAUAUUUUUAUUUUUCUUUAUCCAUUUAAAAUGAAUCUAUUUGGGGUUGUGUGUAUAUCUCUGUGUGUUAUAGUUUUAUUGCAGCCACAGUAAUUGUACCAAAGCUAGGAUAUGGCUCUUUUCAUGUAAGUACUGUGAACUUUUACUUGAUAUCAGGACAAGUGAGAAAAUACUGGCAUACAUGAAGUAGAUACCAUUAGGUUCACUUGAUUUCAUAUAACCAUUCAUAGUGUAAAAUUACCUUUGUUCUUUCAUUGUACAGUACUGCAGAUAUAUGGGCUUGCACAGUAGAUAGUUUAUUAACUUGUAAAAAGAACAGCUGUCUAUUAACUUUAUUACUGGAUCAGGUUACAUCUUCAUAAUCACAAAAAAAUAGUUAUUGCAAAAUAAAAUUUUGCUUAUGAAUCUUCUACAUUCUUCAUAUAUGACUAAUUUCAUAGUAUGCAUUUUCAGUCUUAAGCUUAUUCAGCUUAAUAUUAAGAUCUAUUUGGUCAGUUCUAUGAGAAAAUCUCUUUUCUAGAGACCAGUACAUGUUGCUUGAGUUGGAAAUUAAUCUUGCUAAGAAAGUGAAUCAAUAAGUGUUUGCCAUAUUUUUGUAAACCUGCAGGUUACCAAAACUAGCCAAUAUUAGAACAGCCAUAAAAAUAAGUAAUGACCUUAUGCAUCUAGGUUCUAAAAACAAAGAUAAAAGAUCUCCUUUGUUGGGAUUUUUCAUAAGAAUUCUCAUAGGCAAACUUGAUCAUAUAUAUUUGAACAGAAAUCAAAAUAGUUAAUGACUUUUUUUUAAAUUUUUUUAUUGUACUUUUAGUUGAAGGUUUAGAGAACAAAUAGUUUCUCAUUAAACGGUCAGUACCCAUAUUGUUUUAUGACAUUGGUUAAGAAC
Messenger RNA from Trichechus manatus latirostris (Florida manatee), 2986 nucleotides. It is a transcript of the gene OPTN, whose product is annotated as optineurin. The record is from RefSeq and is a predicted model, not a curated record. Lineage: Eukaryota; Metazoa; Chordata; Mammalia; Sirenia; Trichechidae. Gene Ontology annotation, cellular component: Golgi apparatus; nucleus; cytoplasm. Gene Ontology annotation, biological process: regulation of canonical NF-kappaB signal transduction; Golgi ribbon formation; protein localization to Golgi apparatus. Bases 153 to 1706 code for a protein of 517 amino acids. The transcript is spliced from 12 exons. Gene Ontology annotation, molecular function: K63-linked polyubiquitin modification-dependent protein binding.